AGUAAGUGUAGCUACUCACAAAAAUGGUGUUCAAUUUCCGCGUUUACAAAAAACAGUCUCCAAAUGGCAAAAUUACCAUGUAUUUGGGCAAGAGGGAUUUUGUGGAUCAUAUUUCGGGAGUAGAACCGAUUGACGGAGUCGUAGUCCUGGACGAAGAUUACAAAGACCGGAAAAUAUUUGGUCAAAUAAUUUGCAGCUUCCGCUAUGGACGUGAAGAGGACGAAGUCAUGGGACUUAAUUUCCAAAAAGACCUUUUCUUGGCUUCCGAGCAAGUUUACCCGCCCCCAGAUAAAGGCGAAGCCACCAAACUACAAGAGCGACUUAUGAGGAAACUGGGACCGAAUUGCUUUCCUUUUAGGUUCACUUUACCACCGAGUGCACCUGCAUCUGUAACAUUACAACCAGGUUCAGACGAUGAAGGUCAACCAUGCGGCGUCCACUACUACGUGAAACUCUUCAUAGGAGAAAACGAAACCGACCGAACCCACAAACGUAGCACCGUAUCCAUGGCCAUCAGAAAAGUCCAAUACGCGCCGUCGAAACAAGGCAGACAACCGUGCACGGUCGUCCGUAAAGACUUUAUGAUGAGCCCUGGCGAACUAGAAUUGGAAGUUACUUUGGACAAACAGCUUUAUCAUCACGGCGAAAAGAUAGCGGUCAAUAUUUGUAUCAGGAACAACAGCAAUAAAGUCGUCAAGAAACUUAAAGCUAUGGUACAACAAGGCGUCGAUGUGGUACUGUUUCAAAAUGGCCAAUAUCGAACAACUGUUGCUAGUAUUGAGACUCAGGAAGGAUGUCCAAUAAAUCCAGGCUCCAGUCUUCAAAAAGUCAUAUUUCUAUUACCGUUGCUGUCGUCGAAUAAAGAACGUCGUGGUAUUGCCCUCGAUGGUCAGCUGAAGAAACUCGAUACCAAUUUGGCAUCGACAACACUAUUGGCUACACCAGAUCAAAGAGACGCAUUUGGCAUAAUCGUGUCAUACGCGGUCAAAGUCAAAUUGUAUCUUGGUGCGUUGGGUGGUGAAUUGUCUGCCGAGUUGCCGUUUGUUUUGAUGCACCCAAAGCCUAAUGGUAAAGGGAUACUGGCAAAAGCGGAUAGCGAAGCUGACGUGGAAAUGUUUAGACAGGAUACUGUUGCUGAACCAGAAAUAGAAGGUGAAAAAUGUGAAUGAAGGAUUCUAAUAAUUUAUUAUCUAACUAUCAAAAAUACUUAAAAAUAUGCAAAUAUGUACAAAAAAAAAUUGUAUUAUUUUUUUCCGUUUAUCAAUACACUACAGGGUGUCCCAAAAAGAUACCGACAAACUUUAAGGGGUAGUAGGGGACAUCAAAACAAGCAAUUUUGUUUAUAUAAACAUAUGUCCACAAAUGAGCCAUUUGGGCUGUAGAGCAAAAAAACUGUUUGGUACUUUUAUUCUUCGCAACUCACUGUUUACUUAUUAAUUUUGCUUUAUUAAUAAAUAAAUUAUGGUUUACAAUAAUUGUUCAAAAUGUUGACCAUUUACUUCAAUUCAAAGAUUGCACCGUCAGGUCAUUGACUGAAAAGUUUAGUCUACGAAACACCUGUUCAUAAUGACGAAAAUCUGUUAGCAAGGAUAUUGGCGAGUUGUACCCAUGUAGAAGCUAUUUCCGGAAUAUUCCGAUGACCCGACGGUGCAAUCUUUACAUUGAAGUAAAUGGUCAACAUUUUGAACAAUUAUUUAUUUGAACUUCGUUGACCAGUCAGAAACAACUACUCCGAGGGCAAAUACCCCUACCGGCGUUGAACUACACUGAUUGGUCUGAGCUUUCGUUGGCAAUGGAAAUUGUUAGAAAUAUUUUUUCAGGUAAUGACCAACGUGAAUACAGGAACACUACGGUCCCUGUUUGGGAAUCGGCCCACUGAGCAGUGGACUCAGGCUUCCCGUGCCAAUCCUUGACGCGUUUCGUCCUUGUUAGGACUCAUCAGAAGGACAUAGGCUGAAGCUCCCUGUCCAAGCAAAAUUGAACUUCGUUGACCAGUCAGACCAAACAGGGACCGUAGUGUUCCUGUAUUCACGUUGGUCAUUACCUGAAAAAAUAUUUCUAACAAUUAUUUAUUUGUCAAUAAAGCAAAAUUAAUGAAUAAACAGUGAUUUAAUUAUUGCAAAGAAUAAAAGUACCGAACAGUUUUUUUGAUCUACAGCCCAAAUGGCUCAUUUGCGGACAUAUGUUUAUAUAAACAAAAAUGCUUGUUUUAAUGUCCCCUACUACCCCUUAAAGUUUGUCGGUAUCUUUUUGGGACACCCUGUAUAGAUAAUUGUGUUCCCUUAUUAGGAAUUAGCUUAGAUUUAGAAAAAAAAUAUAUUUUACACCUAUCUUGUAAGGUUCUUUAUUUGAUUAUAUUGAAAAUAAUGUAGUUAUAGUUAUAGUGAUGCUAAGGAGUUUUAUUUUUUCCUAAUUUGGAAUAAUUUUUUAUCUGGAAAUGAAAAAAUGCAUUUAUUUGUCACUCAUUUGUAAAACGUCACUUAUCAAGUCAAAACAUAACCAGCGAAAAUUGAUUUUUACAAGCUACUGGCUCUACUGACUUGUAAAAUUGACAGCUAAACUGUAAAAACUUUUUACAAGUCAGUAGAAUUAUUUAUUUUUGAAAAAUCGGUUUUAUCACAAGAAUAAUUGCUUGUAGGUACCUUCUGGGAGACUUUUCUGGUGAUAAACUGUUGGCUACGACUGAGGCUUCAUUAAUAAUAUCUUGUAAUAAAUUCAUUUCUGGAAAAAAAUUGCAAAAUGGAAAUCUGUCAAAAAACCUAUUUAUAACUAGAAACAACGUCUUAACAACGUAUCAUUCUCAUAGUUAUACCAACUACCAAAACUUCUGUGAGAAAAAAUCAAGGAAAAACAUAUAAAUUUCAAAUUUUUGUUAUGUAUUGAUUUUUUAUUUGUCCCUAUAUCUUUUACAAAUGAGUAACAAAUAAAUUAUUGUACAUUAUACGCCAGGUAGCAGUUUUUACUGGCUCUUGAAGGUGACAAGCUCGCCUGGCGGCUCGCUAGUCAUUUCCUUCAAUCGCCAGUAAAAACUGUUUUACCUGGCUAAUAAUGUAAAAUACUAUAAAUUUCCUUCAAAUAAUAGGUCACUUUCUUUUUCACGUGCCGGGAAUAUGACAAAUUAAGAUAUUUUUUGACGUAGAUAGGGACUUAAUUGCAACAGAGAAUGAACAGUAUUUGACGCUGAAGCCGAUAUUCAUGCACUUGUUAGGUCUGUUCUCACCAUUGAGUUUCUCACAGAAAUCACAAACCAAACAAGUCAGAGCGUGUUGGAUUGGUGCAAAUCGCCAACCAACAGUUUUCUGACUGGUUUGUGAUAUCUGUGAGAACAGACCUAUAGUCACGUUAAAAAUGCGAAAUUUCCAUUCAACCAACAUGUUAGCAUGGAUGGCACAUUUUUUCUAUUAGUUAGGUACUCUGUUUCCCGUUUCCAUCAACGAUUUUUAGGGCCGAAUUUGUCGCUCCUUGAGGUUUUCCCUGAGCCUAAGGAAGCCUUGAAGGUUUAGAAUUGACAUGACCACAUGACCAACUUGUCAAAUAGUAGGCAAGUAUCUAUUCUAAACUCACGACCCCAAGGAAGACUCAAGGAACGACUAUAAAUUUGGUCCUUAGGGAAGCCUUCAAGGAUAAGUAUUCGUUAAAAUGGAAGUUUUCCAUAGAGAAAUGUUAGUUUAAGGAAUACUUAUCGUUGAGGCUUCCCUUAAAUAGGUAGUUGGUGGAAACGUCCAUAGUACAAAUUGAAUUUUUGAAAUUUUGGCAUUUUAUAUAGGUAAUGAUGUAACCAAUACAUAUAUACGUAUAUAAAUCUAGAACUAUAUUACAUAUUAUUAUGUAAUGCUUUGUUUCUUCUUUUCUUAAGGUUUUUUUAAUGAUCGUAAAAAUUAACAUUUAUCUCUAUUCCUAAUGGUUUCUAGAGACACAGAUUUUAAGAAAGAUUUGGCAACUUGAAGACAAACAUUAGGUUCAUAUUGUACUAGGUACCUAAGAGUUCACUGAUUACACCUUUCCUUUAUUUUUUUAUAGCAUAGUUAAGGACGCAAAUAGGUUCUCGGUAGUGGGAUCCGAGACAUUGAAUAAGUUUAGUAGGCUUAGGCUUCAUAGUACAAUACUUAAUUGGACGCAGUCAAUGUUUUGAAAUGAUUUACUAAUGAGAAAUUCGGCAUCCUCGCGUUUUUGGGACUCUAAAGUCACAGUCCUAGCCCGCGUUUACGCAGAAGUUCCAAAAAUUCGAUUUUCAAAUAAAAUUAUUU
This is a messenger RNA of Ceutorhynchus assimilis (cabbage seed weevil), 4247 nucleotides long. The record is from the annotation of a GenBank genome assembly. Lineage: Eukaryota; Metazoa; Arthropoda; Insecta; Coleoptera; Curculionidae.